UUCCCACAGUCAUUCCCUCGGAACCGGAAGCAGUGCUGCGUGUGUUAGUGUUUAGAGUCGCUGAUCAGCCUGCACAAGUGCACAGUGGCUUCAACAUCCACAUUUAACCAGCAGACUCCUGCCAGAGUUUCUUUCACCUGUGAGAGCUUCAGGAUCGCCGGGAUACUCGAUUAGUUCCUCAGACUUCAUCACCAUGCCAGCCGCACUUGCAGAUACCAGUCAGAUUAUCUGUGAGGUCUGGGCCAGCAAUGUGGAGGAGGAGAUGAGGAAGAUACGACAGAUUAUUCAAAACUACAACUACAUCGCAAUGGACACUGAGUUUCCUGGAGUGGUGGUCCGUCCCAUUGGAGAGUUUCGCAGUACUGUUGAUUAUCAAUACCAGCUCCUGCGGUGCAACGUGGACCUUUUAAAAAUCAUCCAGCUGGGCUUGACGUUUAUGAAUGAAGAUGGAGACUACCUACCAGGAACCACAACAUGGCAGUUCAACUUCAAAUUCAAUCUGACAGAGGACAUGUACUCGCAGGACUCAAUAGAUCUCCUGCAGAACUCUGGGCUGCAGUUUAAGAAGCACGAGGAGGAGGGCAUCGACGCACUCUACUUUGCAGAGCUCCUGAUGACAUCAGGCCUAGUGCUUUGUGAAAAUGUCAAGUGGCUCUCUUUUCACAGUGGAUAUGAUUUUGGCUAUCUGGUGAAGCUGCUCACAGACUCUCGACUGCCUGAAGAGGAACACGAGUUCUUCCAGAUCUUAAAUCUCUUCUUCCCUGCCAUCUACGAUGUCAAGUAUCUUAUGAAGAGUUGCAAAAACCUCAAGGGGGGACUCCAGGAAGUGGCGGACCAACUGGAACUGAAGAGGAUCGGCAGGCAGCAUCAAGCCGGCUCAGAUUCGCUGCUCACUGGAAUGGCGUUCUUCCGCAUGAAAGAGCUGUUUUUCGAAGACAACAUUGAUGAUGCCAAGUAUUGUGGGCGGCUCUACGGUCUGGGAUCAGGUUCCUCUCAAAGUCAGAACGGAAUCUCUAGCUCCUCACAGGAGGAAACCAACAACAAGCACUGACCAAAUGAGCAAGCGACAGCAACGAUGCACUUGUUUUAAUCCCACCCCUCAGAUAUUUUCGUUCCUGUUUCUUACAAAGAUGAUUUCCAAUGAUUCAUGCAUUCUAAUGGGACAUUUGGAAAUGCCUACAAGCUAUAUCUUGGAUUCUGUUCUGCUCAAUAGU
Messenger RNA from Myxocyprinus asiaticus (Chinese sucker), 1214 nucleotides. Its product is annotated as CCR4-NOT transcription complex subunit 8-like. The transcript is spliced from 7 exons. Gene Ontology annotation, cellular component: CCR4-NOT core complex; CCR4-NOT complex; P-body. Bases 194 to 1051 code for a protein of 285 amino acids. Gene Ontology annotation, molecular function: nucleic acid binding; poly(A)-specific ribonuclease activity. Lineage: Eukaryota; Metazoa; Chordata; Actinopteri; Cypriniformes; Catostomidae. The record is from RefSeq and is a predicted model, not a curated record.